GUUCCAGCGGCUCUUCUUGCUGCGUGUCAUGCGCCAAGACCGUAUUGGCGCGGCCCUUUCCCAGUUUGUGAUCGACAACCUGGGCCAGGACUUUGUGGAGCAACCGCCGUUCGACAUGGAGAGCUCCUUGGAGGAAUCGACUGCCAUCACCCCCUUCUUCUUUGUGCUCUUCCCAGGCGUCGAUCCUACUCCGACCAUCGAGGCCCUGGGCCGCAAGCUCGGGAAGACUGAGGCGAAUGGUCAAUUGCUGAACAUCUCCAUGGGUCAGGGACAGGAGAAGAUUGCGCUGAACGCCUUGAACAAGAUGGCAAAGGAAGGCGGAUGGAUCAUGUUGCAGAACAUCCACUUGAUGCAAGCGUGGCUGAAGGAUUUGGAGCGAGCGCUUGAGGUCAUCGAGGAGUUCGUUCAUGAUGACUUCCGUUGCUUCUUGACCUCCGAGCCGCCAGGAGUCAUGCAGGGCAAGCUUUGGGAUUUGAUCCCCGAGCCCAUCUUGCAGAGGUGCAUCAAGGUGGCAGAUGAGGCUCCAUCCGAUUUGAAGUCCAACCUGCGCCGUGCCUACUCCAAGUUUUCUCAGGAGAACAUCGACGCUUGCUUGAAGCCUCGAGAGUUCAAGGCCACCUUGUUUGCGCUUUGCUUCUUCCAUUCGCUGAUCUCAGGACGCAUUAAGUUCGGAGCUCAAGGUUGGUCCAAGAAAUAUCCCUUCAACGAUGGUGACUUGACCAUUUGUGGACAAGUCUUGAAGAACUACCUCAACAAUGCGGAGAACCUGGGCACAGAGGUGCCCUGGCCGGACUUGCGGUACAUUUUCGGCGAGAUCAUGUACGGCGGACACAUCACCGAUCCGUGGGACCGCCGUGUGAACAACACCUACCUGGCAGUCUUGGUGACGCCCGAGUUGCUCGUGGGAGGCGCUUUGGCGCCGGGCUUCAAGUCCCCAGAUGCCGCGAAGCUGGAGUAUUCGCACUACGUGAAAUACAUUGAGGAGCGAUUCCCCCCGGAGGUGCCACAGAUGUUCGGAUUGCAUCCCAACGCUGAGAUUGGCUUCCUGACCAAUCAGGGCAUCAGCAUCUUCAAGACGAUCGCGGAUAUCACGGGUGGCGGUGGGGGCGGCGGCAGCGCCGAUAUCUCUGCCUCCACACCGCUCAUCACCAGCUACCUGACCGCGCUGCCCACGAACUUGGACAUGAUAGACAUCCGAGGCAGGCUGAAAGAGGAGGACUACACCCCCUUCAUCAUCGUGUCCCUUCAGGAGGCGGAUCGCGUGAAUGCCUUGCUGGACCAGAUCCGCAGCUCUCUCCUGGAGUUGGAGCUGGGCAUCAGCGGCGCUCUGAACGUGACGGAGAAGAUGGAGAUGCUCUCGGCCGACUUACAGUCCAACAAGGUGAACGCUUUGUGGGCGGAGAAGGCCUACCCCUCGCUGAAGGCGCUCUCCGCGUGGUUCGCCGACCUGGUCUUGCGGCAUGAGCAGGUGGUCGAGUGGACGGCGCAGUUGAAGUUGCUGAAAUCCAUUUGGAUCAGUGGUCUCUUCAACUCCAUGUCCUUCCUGACCUCCAACAUGCAGGUGGCUGCUCGCUCCAAUAGCUUGCCUUUGGACUACAUGACCAAUAGGUGCCGCUUCUACAACACUCGAGAUCUGGCAGAGAUCACAGGUGUGCCGCCACAGGGCGUGAAUGUGCACGGUCUCUUUUUGGAGGGUGCCGGAUGGGAAGAUGGCAAGGGUGAGGACGAGGGCUACAUUACUGAGAGCAAGAUGAAGGACUUGCAUCCAACGAUGCCGGUGUGCAACAUCUUCGCCGUGCACAUUGAUGAGAUGGACUGGACGGCGAUGUACCACUGUCCGGUCUUCUCAACCUCCUUGCGCGGUGCGACCUUCAUCUUCGUCGCGAACGUCCGCAUGGACCCAGAUGACAACGAGUACCGUUGGGUGCUGGCCGGCGCCGCCAUGCUCACGCAGGCGGAUUGAUGCCGGCGACGCCGACCUGGCGAUGCCGUACGAGUUGAAGAGAUGGAACGGCGAGGUUUCGAGGUUUUUCACGGGCCAAGAUUCUUUUCCAAAGUCAAGGACAACGAGAUGCC
Durusdinium trenchii is the source of this 2076-nucleotide messenger RNA. The record is from the annotation of a GenBank genome assembly. NCBI's taxonomy places the organism in Eukaryota, Dinophyceae, Suessiales, Symbiodiniaceae.